Glycine soja is the source of this 828-nucleotide messenger RNA. Its product is annotated as AT-hook motif nuclear-localized protein 17-like. Lineage: Eukaryota; Viridiplantae; Streptophyta; Magnoliopsida; Fabales; Fabaceae. The coding region runs from base 40 to 645 and encodes 201 amino acids. Gene Ontology annotation, cellular component: nucleus. The record is from RefSeq and is a predicted model, not a curated record. Gene Ontology annotation, molecular function: minor groove of adenine-thymine-rich DNA binding; DNA-binding transcription factor activity. The transcript has a single exon.
UCUCAAAUCUUAAGCACAUAUUUGUGAUCACCCUUAACAAUGGUUGAACCUAGAACUAUAGCUCCUUUAUCCUCUAUUGUUCAUCACCACUAUCUUGCAUCUCCACCAGCAAAGAAAAAAGUUGGUAGGCCCCUAGGCUCAAAGAACAAGCCAAAGCUAUCCCAUGUGAUUAGCCAGGCCAAUGUGCAAGUCCAAAAACCCAUUUACAUUGAAGUCCCUAAUAACUUGGAUGUGAUUGAGGCAAUGGUCCAAUUUGCUCAUCACCACAAAGUCAGUAUCACAGUGCUAAGCGCAUCAGGAACUAUUGCCAGUGUCACUCUUAAUUACACUGAUUCUUAUGCUUCUACUUUCACUCUUUAUGGACCUUUCUCAUUAAUUUCCCUUACUGGAACCUAUAUUAAUAAUACCGCUAUCUCUAGUUCUUCAUCGUCAUGUAAUCUUGAUCACCCUUGUUGUUUUAGGAUUUCCUUUUCUACAAUUUCAGGUCAAAGCAUUAUUGGGUUUGUUAGAGGAAAGCUUGUGGCAGCUAAUGGGGUUAUUGUGAUGGCUACUAUUGUCAACAACCUUGAGGUUCACAAGGAUGUGAUCAAUAACAAUAGUAAAGAAUGGGAUGAUGAUAACAAUAACCCUAACACAUAUAUAUGACCAAGGUAGCAAGAAGAUGUCCAGGUUCAAUGUUGUUACCCCAUACUCAGAGAUGUGAAUGUGAGACAACAGAGUCACUUUUAAUCGUUUUCUUAUGUAUUUGUUGAUUUCUAAAGAUAAAGAACUCCAAAUUCAUAAUCCUUAACCCUUAUUUUGAUUUUUCUUUGUAAUUUCUACUUAAUU